Messenger RNA from Doryrhamphus excisus (bluestripe pipefish), 1805 nucleotides. RefSeq names its product ubiquinol-cytochrome c reductase core protein 1 (gene uqcrc1). Lineage: Eukaryota; Metazoa; Chordata; Actinopteri; Syngnathiformes; Syngnathidae. Gene Ontology annotation, molecular function: metal ion binding. Gene Ontology annotation, cellular component: mitochondrion. The record is from RefSeq and is a predicted model, not a curated record.
UAGCCUCGAGGCGGGCAACACAAACGAAGAAGACCCACGACUUGAGAACAGCGGAAACUGCUGUCCUCUGUAGCCUGGACUGAAAAAUGGCGGCGUCUGUGUGCCGAGUUGGGAGCACCGUGGGUCGUGUACUAGCCAAAGCCCGUAGUCCCGUCCUGCUGUCUCUGAGGCGUGGACAAGCCUCUGUCAGCUAUGCCCAAAGCCUGGUUGGAGCCCCUGAAACCCGUCUCACUGCCCUGGAUAAUGGCCUGAGGGUCGCGUCUGAAGAGACGGGACAUGCAACAUGCACUGUCGGACUAUGGAUCAGUGCUGGCAGUCGCUACGAGAGCGAAAGAAACAACGGUGCAGGCUUUUUCCUGGAGCACAUGGCGUUUAAGGGAACCAAGAAGCAUCCUCAGGCUGCCUUGGAGCAGGAGGUGGAGUCGAUGGGUGCUCACUUGAGUGCCUACACCUCCCGGGAGCACACUGCAUACUACAUGAAGACUCUGGCGAAAGACCUGCCUAAAGCUGUGGAGCUGCUGUCAGAGGUGGUGCAGAGCUGCUCGCUCACUGAGGCGGAGCUUGAGCAGCAGCGGGGCGUCGUGCUACGUGAACUGGAGGAAGUAGAAGGCAACUUGCAGGAAGUUUGUCUGGACCUGCUGCAUGCCACAGCCUUUCAGGGUACCCCUCUGGGUCAGAGUGUACUGGGACCAUCCAACAAUGCCAGAACUCUCACUCGCCAGGACUUGGUGGAUUACAUCAACAGUCACUACAAGGCCCCACGUAUGGUUCUGUCAGCUGCUGGAGGUGUUAACCACGAGGAGCUGGUUGGUUUGGCCAAAACUCACUUCAGUGGCGUGUCCUUUGAGUACGAGGGAGAUGCUGUUCCUGUGUUGUCACCCUGCAGGUUUACAGGAAGUGAGAUCCGCAUGCGUGAUGAUGCUCUACCUCUGGCUCACAUCGCCAUCGCUGUGGAGGGGGCCAGUGCUGCCAGCCCCGAUAUUGUGCCUCUCAUGGUGGCUAACGCAAUCAUUGGAAGCUACGACCUCACCUACGGUGGUGGAAAGCACCUGAGCAGCCGUCUGGCCCGCCUGGCAGUGGAAGAAAACCUGUGCCACAGCUUCCAGGCCUUCCACUCGUCCUACAGCGACACCGGCCUGCUGGGAAUCUACUUUGUGACGGACAGGCACCACAUUGAUGAUAUGAUGCACUGGUCCCAGAACGCUUGGAUGAACCUGUGCACCACAGCCACCGAGAGUGAUGUAGCAAGAGGCAAGAAUGCUCUGAAGGCCAGCCUGGUAGGACAGCUCAACGGAACAACACCGAUUUGCGAUGACAUCGGCAGGCACAUUCUCAACUACGGCCGCCGUAUUCCUCUGGCUGAGUGGGACGCAAGGAUUGAUGCCGUGACCCCCAGGAUGGUACGUGACGUGUGCUCCAAGUACAUCUACGACAAGUGUCCUGCUGUGGCUGCUGUCGGGCCCGUCGAGCAGCUUCCCGACUACAACAGAAUGCGCAGUGCCAUGUACUGGCUCAGGUUUUAACUUUUCAUUGUGACGUUGCUUUGUUUUCGCUCCUCAACCUCUCACCAAGGAUGCUGUCUGUCUUUCAAACACGUCUUUUAUCAUGCACGCUGGUAGCCACUAAGCCACCAGUCCGACAGUAAAAAAUGAGCGGACGUACUGUAAACAUCGUAAAUGCAACCAGUGUGGAGCAACAGUAUAUUUAUCAUUUCUGUAAGAUUUGUUUCUGUCCUAUUGUACAUAACAGAAGCUCUCAUUAUGAUGAAAAUAAAAAACAAAAAUCUGCACACCUAUUAUUAUUCU